UAAUUCUGGUCACAUGUUUUUGCUCUUGAAAAUUCCCCUAAACAAGUCAUGUCUGGUUGGUCUAUUUAGAUACCGUGUCAGAGAGUUACUCAGCUUUUGUCUUCUCCAUCACUUCUGGUCUGAGCUCAUUUUCACCAUUUGUACCUUUGAUCCCUCCAAAAUAGACCAAACCAUUGCUUCAUCUCCAUAUCCAGCUACCCUAAAAACCAAAACCCUAAUUUUUAAUCAACUUUUCAUCUAUUAAACCAUGUAUAACCCUGACCAUACGAAGCCUGGUUCCCUAAAAUCCAGGUUCACCACAAGGUUUCUCAGGGCCCUGUCUAAAAUCCACGCUCAUAAACCGAUCUCCUCGUCUUCUCCCACGGAGAUGUUUCAACGGUACCAAAGGAUCAAGGCUGCUGCCGACAAGUCCAUGGCUUACUCGGUUAGGUCGAGGAGAACUUGGAGUAGGGCAAUGCUUUGGAAGCUUCGGACCCGAUCUUGUGGCAGAAGAUCAGUGAAGACUAGUACUAUCAUCAAGUCCCAACAAGCCAUCAUGAAAAAAACAAGACACGAGAAACAAAACGAGAAUACCACGACAACAGCAACAACAGGGGAAGAUGGGGUUGGCUUUUGUGUCGAAGAAGACGAACUGAGAGAGAUUGUUCCAGGUGGUGAAGCCAUGGAUUUAUGCAACUUGUUGGAUGAGACAGCACAUUACAUAAAGUGUCUUACCACCCAGGUACAGGUGAUGAAAAAAAUCGCCGAUUUCUACUCUCUCUGAGCUAUAUUAUAUAUACAUCAACUUAUAUAAUAAAUCCGAAGAACAUAAUUUUAAAAAGGUGAAAUAGUUUUUGUAUAGCCAGCUGAAAUAGUUUCUACCCAGAAAGUGAUGAAUAUUAUGAAUUGAAGAAACUUGCAAAAUCUGUGUCAUGAUAUAUAUAUAUAUAGUUUGUAUAGUUAUGUUGGUAA
Messenger RNA from Hibiscus syriacus, 951 nucleotides. Its product is annotated as transcription factor IBH1-like. The record is from RefSeq and is a predicted model, not a curated record. The transcript has a single exon. Gene Ontology annotation, biological process: regulation of DNA-templated transcription. The coding region runs from base 248 to 763 and encodes 171 amino acids. Lineage: Eukaryota; Viridiplantae; Streptophyta; Magnoliopsida; Malvales; Malvaceae.